AUGGCGAAACAAAGAAGGAAACGUAAUGCCAUUUUGGUAGAGCAUCGCGCGAUGCGCUUACUGAGCAGACAUUACACUCUGGCCAUGGGCUUCAAAUUUUUGGAAAUUAGAAUCAACGUUGAUCCACCGAGCUACGUGAAGAUCAUUCUGGGAUAUCAUCGGGGACAGGGAACUGAUACUGUUUCUCAAAACGCAAAAACGCGUCGCAAACUCACAAAAAGAUAUGCAUCGUGUAUGGAGAAAAUGCCAUGCGAAAGUGUGUGCCGGAAAUGGUUUGCGAAAUUUCGUUGUGGAGAUUUUGAUCUUCAAGAUGCUCCUCGCUCUGGUCGGCCAGUCACUACUGAUGUCGAUCAAAUCAAGGCUUUAAUCGACUCCAAUCGGCAUUUGACGACUACAGAGAUUGGACAUAAUCUCAACAUUGAUCAAUCAACUGUUUCGAGACAUUUACGGAAGCUUGGGAUGCGGAUGAUCACUGGCGAUGAAAAGUGGAUUGCCUACAACAAUGUCAGUCGAAAAAGAUCAUGGUCGAAGCGCUCAGAGGCUGCUCAGACGGUCGCAAAGGCUGGAUUACACCCGAAGAAGAUCAUGCUCAGUAUCUGA
Pogonomyrmex barbatus (red harvester ant) is the source of this 600-nucleotide messenger RNA. RefSeq names its product histone-lysine N-methyltransferase SETMAR-like. Lineage: Eukaryota; Metazoa; Arthropoda; Insecta; Hymenoptera; Formicidae. The record is from RefSeq and is a predicted model, not a curated record.